Saccostrea cuccullata (small rock oyster) is the source of this 947-nucleotide messenger RNA. Its product is annotated as cysteine and tyrosine-rich protein 1-like. The record is from RefSeq and is a predicted model, not a curated record. The coding region runs from base 209 to 748 and encodes 179 amino acids. The transcript is spliced from 4 exons. NCBI's taxonomy places the organism in Eukaryota, Metazoa, Mollusca, Bivalvia, Ostreida, Ostreidae.
UAUUUUAUUCAUAUGAAAUAAAAUUAAAUGUCCUCAUCUCCUUUUUCGUCACGGAUGAUUAGAAAAUCGUGAUCAAGAUCGGUUCUCCGCGAGAGAAAAUCGGCUUAGCUGUAUUUAGAUUUCUGUAAACAUAUGAGUGACGUCAACUGUGUGUUUAUGUCCGUACCAAGGGGACAGCCAAUGUUGAGAUUUGUCUGACUGUGUCAAAAUGGAGAAAUUUAAGAUUUGGAAUUAUCUUUUCCUGGUGCUUUUAACCUUGAUUUUAUAUAUCAGUUAUGUCACAGCGGGUUCCUAUUGUUAUUAUUCCUACUACUACUACAGUUACAGAUGCUACUAUUACUAUUAUUAUUACUACUAUGGUUCCGCGGGGACGAUUGCCGGAGCUGUUGUGGGCGGACUAUUUGGGCUGGCCUGUAUAGUCGGAGUAAUUGUCUUCGUCUGUGUUGUUGUGUGUAAAUGUAAAACCACUGGGGUCAGAGGUCGUGUAGUCCAGCCUGGAACAGGCGUGUCUACAAACGUCACGUAUAUUAAUACGCCAACGACAUACAAUGGCUAUGGAUAUAAUGGGGCUCCACCCAAUAAUGUCGGACCCACGAUGCCUCCAGCAUACACGAACAACCCACCACCGGAAUACCAACCCCCUCCCGCGGCCCCACAGUAUAACGAACCCGCUUACCCCCCGAACCCUCCGCCCCAGUACAACAACGUGAUAAAUGCCCCUCCUCCUACAACUCAUAACUACAGAUAGAAAGAACUGAAUAUGGAAAGACAUGUUGUAUUUUUUGCAAGAGUGAGAGUCAUUUCACACUUUAUAAACAACUGUUAUUUUUCCCCAUUUUCUUCCAAAUUUUGUGUCUUCUUGAUUUUGAUGCAUAAUUUUGAUACAUUUUGAAAUUAAUUUUUCAAAAUAUUAUUUGUAACAUAUAUUUGUUGUUGAGCCAAAUUUU